Messenger RNA from Penaeus vannamei (Pacific white shrimp), 2592 nucleotides. Lineage: Eukaryota; Metazoa; Arthropoda; Malacostraca; Decapoda; Penaeidae. The record is from RefSeq and is a predicted model, not a curated record.
GCGACGUGGUGGGUCCGGCCUUCCCGGAGGUCCCCGUCGGAACAGACAACCUGCUGGGCCUGGAGGUGAUGGGGGCGGAGACGGCGGCCUUCAACUUCGCCGCCAACUUGUGGUCGCUCCACUACCUGCGCCUCACCAACCAGAUCCAGCCGGGCAUCACCUAUGAGGUCUUGACGGCAGUGAACGUGCAGUACGCUGCGAUGGCCCGUUACCAGGACGAGAACGGCGCCUUCAGGAUGUGGCCUGAGUCGGAGCCGAGCGUGUGGCUCACCGCCUACAUCCUGCGCACGCUGUGGCUGGCCAGCUUCCAGGACUGGGAGAACCUGAUCUACAUCGAUCCGAGCAUCAUGAACCGCGCCACCGAGUGGAUCCUGGGCUUCCAGACGAGCCAGGGCGCCUUCACCGAGACGCCCAACUACAAGCACCCGCUCGACUCGAAGACAAACCCAACGCCUCGCUAUCAGCUGGAGCGGGACGGCUACAAGAACGUGUCGCUGACGGCGCAGGUGGUCCUGGCGCUGGUGAACGUCCUGCCAGGCCUUCAGGGGACACUCAGGGGCAGCGCCAAUUCUGCCCGCGACCGUGCCGUUGGCUACUUGGAGAGAGAACUGGAGAGCCUGCAUGACCCAUACGACGUGGCGCUGGUGUCGUGGGCGCUCACCAAGGCGGACUCUGAGCAGAAGGAGGUCGCCUACAACAUGCUGCACAGGAGGAGGAGGGAGGAAGGCAACAAGAUCUACUGGUCGCGCGAGCCGGUGGACUUCAACCCGAUGGUGUACGAGGACAGCCAGCGGCCGUUCAUCCAGCCCAAGAACGACCAGAAGUGGGACGCGCACGCCGUGGAGACGACGGCGUACGCGCUGCUCGUGUACAUGGCCCGCGACGGCAUCGGCAUAAUCCAGGAGAACAUCGUGCGGUUCUUGGCCGUCAUGAGGGAGCUGGACGGCGGCCUCAUCUCCACUCUGGACAGCGUGGCAGCCAUGGAGGCGCUGGUUGAGUACUCGUACCGGGCUCGCCUGCGAGACGUCACCAAUAUGUAUGUGACGAUCGAGCACUCUGCCAACCCCAACUUCAGCGUCAACGUUCACCUCGACAACACGUUCAACCUCGCCUCCAUGAGGUCCUUUGACUUGGAGAAUAUCUGGGGCCACAUUAGCAUCGUGGGGCAUGGCUCAGGUCAGGCUCUGGUGCAGCUGGACUACAGCUACGGUGUUGACUACGAGCCUCUGCUGGACUACCCGCCCGUGCCAGCUUUCGACUUUACCGUCUCGUCAAAAUUCUAUGGGCGCAACAAUUCGCACUUGGAGAUCACAACGUGCCAGAAGUGGACGGAUAUGGAGGAGGCGGAGACGAGCGGGGUGGCGGUUGUGGAAGUGCAUCUUCCCUCGGGAUACUACGUCAUGCAAGACUACCUCAUCGACCUUGUCAAUUCGCGCACCGUCAGGAACUUGCGCUGGGCGUUGCGGACGGACACGCAAGUCAAGUUUUUCUUUAACCACUUAGACAACGAAGACACUUGUGUGACGUACGAGGUGGAGCGGUGGCACCCGGUGGCCAACCAUUCCAGGUACAACAUGGCCCGGGUGUACGACCUUUAUCAGCCAGAGCGUUUUAACAUGACGAUCUUCGAGGUCUACCCGCUGUAUGGGCUGGACGUGUGUGAGGUCUGCGGCUCAUAUCAGUGUCCGUAUUGUCCGUUCUACAGCAGCGGCCUGAAGGUGGUGGCUACGCCGCUCUUGCUGGCGGGGCUGCUGGUGCUGGUAAUGGCGACCACAGCGGCCUCCUAGCAUGGCAGUGUUCUUCACAAUCCCGCCAGCGACAUGACGCCGCGCCACAGUGAUUCCCAUUCCCACUUAAUGACAUGACGUUCCAAGAUAUAUGCAUGGUUAUCUCGAUAGCGGUUGGUGGCUGAGGCGACGAACGAUUAGUGGAAAGUGAAGUGUGAUAAGAUCAAAUCAAUUCAAAGCAGUUGGACUGUGUCUAGUUCAGAGUUCAUGAAAAUGACGCGAAGUGAAGAGAGAUUAUUAAAAAUGAAAACUGCAUUUACAUAGACCAGUGUAAAAGUAUUCACCUCAUUACGUACAAACGUGUUUUGUCUUGGAAGUACUAUUUAUAUAUCCGUCAUAUUGAAGGAUUUUAACGGAUUUAAAGUUUUACUGAUAUUCAGAACGUUAGAUGUAUGAGUACUUGUUUUAUAUGAUAUAUUUUCUAUACUUCUCUACAUGAAUUAUGAGAAGAGAGACCGCCUUUUCCUUUCCCUUCUAAACGCGUUUGGAAGGCCCGAGGCAGAUACCUCGCUGCUCCGGGGCCUUUCCACACGCAUUCCUGUCUCCUGCCGCUGGCACUCCAGGGGCGCCAAGCAAAAGGGGGAAUUUUCGAACGGGCUCCUUCCUGUACCGGAGACUUGUCAUUACUUAUAGAUUGUUUUUUCGACCUAACUUUGAUAUUCACGAGUGCUACUUAGGUCUUCCUUGGAGUGAAUGUUGCAAACUAACUCGGUCCCGGCCAGCCCUUCUUGGCCGCGUUCACGGCUUCUCACUCGGAGGGAAGCCGUGCGCCGCGCAAGAGGCAGUGCGGCGGGAUUCGUCUAAC